Messenger RNA from Brassica rapa (field mustard), 582 nucleotides. RefSeq lists its product as uncharacterized. NCBI's taxonomy places the organism in Eukaryota, Viridiplantae, Streptophyta, Magnoliopsida, Brassicales, Brassicaceae. The record is from RefSeq and is a predicted model, not a curated record.
AUGUUAGGACCAGAUGUAGUAGAUGAAACAACAGAAAAGAUAAAGAUUGUCCGGGAGAAUAUGAAGAAAGCUCAAGACAGGCAGAAGAAGUAUGCCGAUCAGAAUAGACGUGAAGUAAUAUUUCAAGUUUGUGAUUGGGUAUAUUUGAAGGUGGCCGCACAGAAAGGGAGAGAUAGAUUCGGAAAAGUGGAAAAGUUAGCCACUCGAUAUAUAGGACCAUACCGAGUGAUGCAACGGGUUGGAGAAGUAGCCUAUCAAUUAGAGUUACCCUCAGAUAUGGCUCUUCACCCAGUUUUCCAUUUCUCGAUGUUAAGAAGGCAUAUACGAGAUCCUACCGAAGUAGAGCCGCAACGAGUAGAAAACCUUCGCUCCAACCUCACUUACCCUGAAGGACCACUACGAAUCGGAGAAAGACGAAUAAGAAAACUAAAGAAUCGAGAGAUUCCUCAAGUGCAAGUAUUUUGGGGAAAACAGCGUCGAGUAAUUGUGACAUGGGAAGAUGAAGAGAGGUUUAGAGCAACUCAUCCUAAACUGUUUUUGGAAGAUGAUGAAGAUCAGAUGGGUGGAGCAUCAAACCACUAA